This is a messenger RNA of Schistosoma guineensis, 222 nucleotides long. The record is from the annotation of a GenBank genome assembly. Lineage: Eukaryota; Metazoa; Platyhelminthes; Trematoda; Strigeidida; Schistosomatidae.
AUGGUUAAUGUUCAUAAAGGAAUUCUCGUCAAGUGUGACCCUGCUAUGAAACAAUUUCUCCUACAUUUAGCAGAAAAUUUAGUUUUGGGCAAAAAUUUCGUACAUACGGAUUUAGAUGACUAUCAUUUGUUUAUCGAUGCAGAUAUUCUUAGUAAACUUCAAGAGAAAGUAGAUGGUCUGAUGGAGAGUUUAUCUUUUCCAAUGACUGUUGAAAAUGAUUGA